Molecule: messenger RNA, 7471 nt
Organism: Nicotiana attenuata
Lineage: Eukaryota; Viridiplantae; Streptophyta; Magnoliopsida; Solanales; Solanaceae
Product: mucin-2-like
Exons: 2
Coding region: 5563-6771 (402 amino acids)
Source: RefSeq, a predicted model, not a curated record
GUUUCUAUUAUUUCCCUAUUUUGUGGUUGUAUAUUGCUCGGUUACAAAAGGAUAACAAAGUUUAUCAACCGAUUGCUUAAAUACUUCAUCGUGAUUUAGAAAUUGUCGUUUCUGUUGGCACUUAUGAAAAUUCAGCCUCUAUAUUUAUUUUAGUUUAUGGCUUCUGAGAAAUUCAGGUUUGUGUCAGGCUAGAUAUGUAUCUGAGUUUCAGUCAGGGUCAAACCUCAGCUUCUUUUUUUUUUUUUCUAAUGAAAGAGGCUUUUAUUAAAUAGCACAAACGGAAGUUAUUACAUUAUGGUAACUGAACGUAUAGUUCCAGUUCCAUAGAGGUCUUCCUUUAGUUCAUUAAGGAUAAAGGGGUGGGUAUACAAAAACCAAAACGUUUUUUCCCAUGGCUGGAUCUCUGCCUUUCCCAUAGCAGGCCGGUUUAUAUGCUGCAACAUUAGCUUCCCUAAAGAUGUGGCACACCUGUGGGCUGCCCAGCUUCUCCAUUAGUUGCCUGCAAUCUAUUAACAUGUGUGAGAAAGCUAGAUUAUUAGACGAUAAUAGUUGAAUCAAUACCCGUGAAUCAGUUUUCACAAUAAGUGGAACUAAGUUGUGACUAAGUGCCAGCCUUAAACCAUUGUAAAAGGCCAGUAUUUCCAUAUGAAUGGCAGAGUAUGUUUAGUUGUAAUUUGCAUAGCCAAUGAUACAGUCACCAUUGUGGUUUCGAAUAAGUCCACCACCCCCUCCUGCUUUACUAUUUUAAUCGUAAGCACCGUCUAUAUUUAGCUUGGAGAAUCCAUUUGGAGGAGGUUGCCAUCGAAUUGAUUUCUUUUGAUAAGAGUUUUUUGUGGGGUGAUUAUGGACAAAGUGGAGGUACUCCAUAGCUUGGAAAGUUAUGUCUAUGUGUUAUUGGAGCAAUAGAGGUCCGUAAAAGGAUUUGAUUCCUAUUUUUCCAGAUAGCCCAAAGAAUAAUAGGAGUUAAGAUGGGUAGUGGGGCCUUUUUAUUAUUACAGUCCAUUGAGUUGGUGUUGUACAAAGAGAGAGGAUUGUAGGUUCCAAUUGGUUUUGGGGGAUAUGUAUGUUGAAUUGAUCCCAUAAGGCUUUUGGUUUAGGGCAUGUUAUGAAUAAGUGGUCAAUUGUUUCAGUAGUGUUUGGGCAUGAAGCACAAGUGUUUAAUCGUAUAAUGUUUUCGAUUAAAUAAGUUUUCCGCUGUGGGUAAUUUGUUAUUAAAAAGUAGCCACAAGAAGAACAUUAUUUUAUUCGAAGUAUGGGUUUUCCACACACAUUCAUGGGAGGGGGAGAAAGGGAGGUGAGAAUUAUUAGAGUCUUGUAAGUACAUAUGGUAGGCUGAUUUUGUAGAGAAUAAACCUAAGGUUGCAUUUUUCCAAAAGAAGGAGUCAUUUUUGGGUUCUGAAUCUUGAAUGUAAGUAUUAUUAAUUUGGUGUAUAAUAUUCAUGGUAACGUCCAUGGGAAGUUCCGAAAGAUCCCACUUAUUAUUGGGAAGGAUACUUUGGACAGUUUUUGUUAUAUUUAAUUCUAUGAGGGGACCAUGUAUAAGAGACCUUAGGGAGUCAUUUGACCCAACCCAGUUAUCUUCCCAGAGUUUAAUACUGGAGCCGUUCAAUAUUCCAAGCGGUUCCUUUAUGGAAUGUCGAAAUAUUUUUGAUAAUACUUUUCCAGAUGUAGGAGUCAGAUGGUUUCAUUUUAAAAUCAUUUUGCGGAUAGCGUGAUUGAUAUUUUCCUUUUAAAACUCUAACCCAAAGUUGGCAUGGAUUUAAAAUAAAACGCCAAGUCAGGCUAGAGAGUAGAGCUGAAUUUUUUCCAUUAGUUUUAGGGAUUCCCUAUCCACCCAUAGACUUGGGAAGUGUCACAGUUUCCCAAUUUGCUAGAUGGAUUCUUCUCUUGUUUGCAGUGGAACCCCAAAGGAAGUUGCAUUGAAUACGGUCAAUUUUUUCUAUACAAUUUUUUGGUAAUAAGUUUAUUUGCAUUGCGUAACUAGGGAUUGUUGCUAAAACUGUUUUUAUGAGUGUAGUAUGCCCUGCAAGGGAUAGUUGUUUUGCCUUCCAUCCUGGUAGACGGUUAUUCAUAUGAUCGAUAAUGUAUUGGUAGUCAGUGCUUUUUGGUUGGUGAUUAGCGAUGGGUAGACCUAAGUAGUUACCAAACUUUGACGAGGGGGUCAUGUUGAGUGAGUUUGCUAUAUUUUUUUGGGCAUUUAGGGGCACAUUUUUGGAGAAGAAAACUUUUAAUUUUGAAAAAUUAACUUUUUGACCCGAAGCAGUUGAAAAUAUUAAUAAUCGUAGAAGUAUUUUUAGUGUCAGCUCUUGCAAAAAGUACUAAAUCAUCUGCAAAUAGUAGAUGCGAUAUCUCUGUUGACACCCUACCAAUUCGUAUGGGUCCCAAAGCUUUUGGGUAAUAGCUUGAUUUAUUAAACGUGUCAAAGAUUCUAUGCAAAUAAUGAAUAGAGAAGGGGAUAAAGGGUCGCCUUGCCUAAUUUCUCUACUUGGGUUGAAUGAGUUGGAUGGUUUGCCAUUUAUUAAGAUGGAUAUGGACGAGGUUGUGACGCAAGACAUUAUAAGGGUAAUUAGUUUAGGAGGAAAAUUUAGACUAGCUAAAGAAUAUCUAAUAAAGGACCAUUCUAGACGGUCGAAAGCUUUUUCAAGAUCAACUUUCAGCAUCAUAUGACCUGCUCUACCCUUAGCUUUGUUGGACGUAUGAAUGGAUUCCUGGACAAUAAUACUGUUAUCAGUAGCCUUGCGUCUUGAGAUGAAGCUACAUUGGUUUGGACUAAUAAUUUUAUCUAGUAGUGGUCUGAUGCUGUUGACUAUAAUUUUUGUGAUUGUUUUGUAAAUCGUAUUGCAGAGAUUGAUGGGUCUAUGUUGAGUGAUCAUUUCUGGGUUGUUAACUUUAGGGAUGAGGGUGAUGUAAGUAGAAUUAAUUUCAGGAGGAAUGUAGAAUGAGGAGAAUGCGUCCAUGCAAGUUUUGCUAACAGCACAGUUAGUGUCUUCCCAGAAUUGUUGGAGAAAUAGAGGAUUGAGGCCAUCGGGUCCCGGUGCUUUAAGAGGUUUAAAGGAUUUGAUAGCGCGUUGAAUCUCGAAUGCUGAUAGGGGUCUUAUGAGGUUCAAUUGAUCUUCAUAUGUUAGGGAGUUAAUAUUUCUGGGAAUGAAUUCUUUUAACGCUAGAGGUUAGUUCAGUAGAGUACAUUUCCUUAAAAUGAUUUAUGAUAGUAGAAAUUACAUCUUGGUCCAAACUCCAGUUACCAACAAUGUCAGUUAGGCCAAGAAUCCUGUUUUUGCGUCGUCUAUGGACUGUAGUUGUGUGGAAAAACUUUGUAUUGGCAUCACCUUCAUUCAGCCAUUUGAACUCUAGAUUUUAGCUUCCAAAAAUCUUCCUCUUGACGAAGAAUAUUAUUGUAGUAAAAAAUAAGCUUUGUUUCCAGGUUGUGGUGGAACACGUGUUUGUGAUUUGGAUCUAUCUUCUGAAGACCUUCAAUUCUAGCUACUAGCUUGUUUUUUUUAGUAAAAAUAUUACCGAAGCAAGUAGAGUUCCAUUGUUGUGCGAUUUUUUUUGAAAGUAGUUACUGCGUUGUUGUAGUCUAGAUUUGAGUGCCAGCAUGAAGAGACUAAAUGUUUAAAAUCUGGAUGACGCGGGCACAUAGUUUCAAAUCUGAAGGUACUUUUAGGUUUGGAAGUCUAUCUAGUAAGGUUAAGAAAUAGAGAGCAAUGAUCCGAGUAGGUACGAGAUAGGUGGAUUACUUUGAAGUCAGGGUAUAGGUCUAACCAUUCAGGGUACUCAUAAAUCUAUCUAAUCAUUCCAAAAUAAGUUUACUAUUAUUUUGAAGUUAGGUUUGUUUGUCCAUGUGUACCGUGACCCUACAAAACCUAGGUCUAUCAUAUUCAUAGCAUUUAUACAGUCAAUAAAAGCAGAUACUCUUUUGUUUUUGAUUGGAUUGCCCACUAGCUUUUCAGAUGCGUUUGUUACUUCAUUAAAGUCUCCACAAAUUAACUAUGGAAGAUUUAUAAUAUUAGUCAUUUCCUUUAGGUUAGUAAAUAAAAAUAUUCUUGAAUCUUAUGUUAUUUUUUGCAUAUAUAAUAGACAUAAUCCAUGUAGGAGAGGAGGUACUUACCCACACUGUGGCAUGUAUUUCCUGUUCUGAGAGGACCAUUGGUUCGAUUACGACCUCGUGGUUGUUCCACAGCAAGGCUAUUCCUUCAGAGAAACCUGAAGCUGGCACUUGGAUUAAUCAGUGAAUGGAAGUUGUUGCAAUAAAAUAUCAUGAUCAGUCAUACGUUUUUCAGUAAGAGCUAAAACAGAUGGCAUGUUUCCUUGUAGGAUGGCGUCCAGAUUACGCCUGAAGGUGGGAUUGUUUCCACCUCUACAGUUCCAUAGGAGAAUCUUCAUUGGUAGGGGAUUUGUUAAGUUCCCUCCUAGACCUAGGGUCAGAUCCAAGUUCGUUGCAGUAGCUGGACAUAGGUUCACCACAUAUUGUUGUAUUGGUGACUAUGCACAAGAUCUUAUGUUGAGUGGUACCUUGCGCAUGUUUGGAGGUGUUCUAAUGAGAAUUCGUUCUUUUGCAUUUUCGAGAAAUGUUAGUGUUAAGCACUCCUUCGUUAGGAAGAUUGGCUCCAUCACCGGAUCUUGAAUGUGUUGAGGGUUUUCCACCAGUACCGGGACCUGUGGGGGAGGGGAAGUUCCUGUUAUUGAGUGGAACGAUUGAGUUGUUGCUUCCAUCUCCGGCACUAUUUGCUCAAUUUGCGCUGGUGUGAUAGGUGUGUGUAGUGCAUGUAGGACUUGAUUGAGGGACAAGUCUGCAAAGCUGCUUAGUGGGAAUGAGUGCAAGUUGAAGUUCUGUGGUUGUGUGUUGUUGAACGAUUGCAUCAGCAUGUUGCCUAGUGUAAGCAAUUCCUCCUCUUGGACUGUGUAAUUGUAGACUAGUGACUGGUAUGCUUGAAGCAUCUCCGAAGUAUUCAUGUUGUAAGGCUGGACUUCGGGAGGCAGAGUUGGCGUGAGGUGGAUCAAUCCCAAAAAUAGAUAGUUGCACAAGGAACACAAGCAGGGGAAGAUAUGCAAGACUAUGCAUAUUGGUUCAAUUGGGAAAACCAGUACCCAAGGAUAUACUCAAUGGCAAACAUCUCCAAAAAAUACAUUACGAGAUAACAACACCAUUAUGCCAGAGUUGUGGAUGCUUGGGACAUACACUCUACUACUGCACAAAACCCGACAACAUGGACCCAGGUACGUCUACUGCCUCUACUGAAAAUAAAAAAGAAAGAAAGGAAGAAAAAAAAAGGAAAAUGAAAAAAAGAAGAAAAAAUAGAAAAUUCAAAAAAAGAAAAAUACUAGUCAAAAAAAUGAAAUAGAAAAAAUAGAUAAGGGGAAAACCACUGACUCUCAUGAAGGCCGUUGGACAACCGUAGUCUUUCCAAAAUAUAACAGAAAAUAAAAUACCACCUCACCCUUUAAACCACCUCACCCUUUAAACCCAACGUUACCUCACCACAUACCCGCAAUAGCUUUUCAAAUUUAGCAAAUACUUCUGAUGCUGAGACAAUUUUAACAAAUAAGCCAAAAUUAGUAAACAUGGCUACUACACUACCCACGUUCAAAGAUACCCUCAACCCCACCCCUCCUAAAAAUGUGGAAAUACCCAAAACACAUAACAACUCUAUCAACAUUGGUACUACUCAAUCACCCCAACAGGAUACUAAAUCUCCACAAUCCAAAAGUACUACCCUAUCACCUAAUAAAAUUACCAACUCCCCUACACCUAUAAUUCCUUCUCCAAGCAAAACCUUCCAACCGUGUAUGUCAACAUCAACCAAAGCCCUAAACCGUACACAUAAACCAAUCUUCCCACGUCAACCAAACAUCCCUUCAAACCUAAACCAAACAUUUACAACUUCAUCAAUUACUCCAACUAUGCUAGUUGCUACAGACAACACGGACGUUCCCCCUAAGGGAACCGUAAAAGCACUCAUUAGCGCAUUAAAGGAUAACGCAAAAGAUAUACCAUUAUCAAAUCUUGAUGAAUCCAAAAACAGUAUUCCUACCCUACAAUAUCUUCCUUAUUCAAUGCAAACCCAUGUAAAAAAACCUAUUGAACUACUAAGAAUAAGACAUCUGAAAACCAAAAGCAAAUCAACUACUACCCCUCAACACUUAGUCCAUUCAAAUGCUAUAAGAUUACUCCCACUUACUCCUUCCCCUUCAGUUCCUUCAGAAACGAUUACUACACAAAUCAAAACAACAACCCAAAAUGCCUCGCAACAGAAGGUGCUCCCAGAACCAACCUCCACGUCUAAUGAACCAACAACCACAACCUCCAACACGCAACCCACCUGCCUUGGUCCCAUGCACUCUACCUCCACCACCAUGCAUGUUCCAGCUAGCUCCCAUGCCGCUAGGGAACAACACCAUCACACCAUACCAAGCUCCACUGCACUCCCUCAACUACUACCCAUUGCAAGGAAACCAAAUAACGGAAUCAUCAAUAAUAACUGGAAUGGCCAAAACCUAAUCUACCUCACGCCAACUCUGCCUCCCGAAGUCCAGCCUUACAACAUGAAUACUUCGGAGAUGCUUCAAGCAUACCAGUCACUAAUCUAUAAUCACACAGUCCAGGAGGAGGAAUUGCUAAUACCGGGCAACAUGCUGAAGCAAUCGUCCAACACACAACCACAAAACUUCAACUUGCACUCAUUCCCGCUAAGCACCUUGCAGACUUGUCGCUCAAUCAAGUCCUACAUGCACUACACACACCCAUCACACCAGCGCAAAUGUAGCAGAUAGUGCCGGAGAUGGAAGCAACAACUCAAUCAUUCCACUCAACAACAGGAACUUCCCCUCCCCCACAGGUUCCGGAACUGGUGGAAAACCCUCAAAACAUUCAAGAUCCGGUGAUGGCGCCAAUCUUCCUGACGGAGGAGUGCUUAACACUAACAUUUCUCGAAAAUGCAGGAGAACGAAUUCUGAUUCAAACACCUCCAAACAUGCGCAAGGUAUCACUCAACAUAAGGUCUUGUGCAUGGUCACCAAUACAACAAUAUGUGGUGAAUCUAUGUCCAGCUACUACAACGAACUUGGAUCUGACCCUAGGUCCAGGAGGGAAUUUAACAAAUCCCCUACCAAUGAAGAUUUUCCUGUGGAACUGUAGAGGUGGAAACAAUCCCACCUUCCGGCAUAAUCUGGACGCCAUCCUACAAGGAAGCAUGCCAUCUGUUUUAGUUCUUACCGAAACACGUAUGACUGAUCAUGAUAUUUUACUGCAACAACUACCAUUCAUUGAUUUAAUUCAAGUGCCAGCUUCAGGUUUCUCUGGAGGAAUAGCCUUGCUGUGGAACAACCACGAGGUCGUAAUCGAACCAAUGGUCCUCACAGAACUGGAAAUACAUGCCACAGUGCGCAUUUUGCAGAAGAGUGGUAAUUAAGUACCGUUAUUCCAAGCAAAUGGGUUGAGCCACAAGGUUUUUCCAUCUUUAUUGACGCGGAA